UCUGGAGAUCCAAAAAACGCGCAUCUAUAUCCUACACCCGCGACACACAGGAACACUCCUCCACCAUACCCCAGUAUAUAGCACAAGUAGCUUCAUUCGGCUGAAAACCCUAUCUCUCUCGGCCGCUACAUAUUCCGCCUCCGCACAUACCGCAGAGGACGAUUGUUUGAAGCACUAUGGCCGAUCAGACCCAACAUUCAGUCAUUACAAGGAGGGUAGCUAGUCAGCUACACCUUUCUCAAUAUGCCCUUGCUCAGUAUGGUGCUGCUGUCAACAGACCAACUCAAAGGCAGUUCACAUACGGAAACUACACAAAUGCAGGGUUCAGCUCUCCAAUGACCCAAUCAUUGAUAGUUGCGAACGCUUCACCUGUGUUUGUUCAAGCACCAGCAGAGAAAGGGCUAACUGGUUUCGCCAUUGAUUUCCUUAUGGGAGGUGUGUCAGCUGCUGUUUCUAAAACUGCUGCUGCUCCUAUUGAGCGUGUCAAGCUUUUGAUCCAAAACCAAGAUGAGAUGAUCAAGGCUGGUCGUCUUUCUGAGCCAUACAAGGGCAUUGGUGAUUGUUUCAGUAGGACAAUCAAGGAUGAGGGAGUUAUGUCUUUGUGGAGAGGAAACACUGCUAACGUCAUCCGUUACUUCCCUACUCAGGCACUCAACUUUGCAUUCAAGGAUUACUUCAAGAGCUUGUUUAACUUUAAAAAGGACAAGGAUCCUUACUGGAAAGUUUUCGGUGGCAACAUUGCUUCUGGUGGUUUUGCUGGUGCUUCUUCUUUAGUUUUCGUCUUCUCUUUGGAUUAUGCCAGAACCCGUUUGGCAAACGAUGCUAAGGCAGCGAAGAAGGGUGGUGAGCGACAGUUUAACGGUCUUGUUGACGUUUACAAGAAGACGUAUGCAUCAGACGGUAUUGCUGGGUUAUACCGUGGGUUCCCACUUUCAGCUGCUGGUAUUUUCAUCUACCGUGGUUUGUACUUCGGAAUGUACGAUUCUCUCAAACCAAUUCUUCUCACCGGAAAGUUGCAGGAUAAUUUCUUUGCCAGCUUUGCUCUGGGUUGGUUGAUUACAAACGCUGCUGGUCUUGCAUCGUACCCAAUUGAUACCGUUCGUAGAAGAAUGAUGAUGACGUCUGGUGAGGCUGUGAAGUACAAGAACACGUUUGAUGCUUUCAGUCAAAUCGUGAAGAAGGAAGGUGUGAGGUCGCUGUUCAAGGGUGGUGCGGCUAACAUCUUGAGAGCCGUGGCUGGUGCUGGUGUGCUUGCUGGUUACGAUCAGCUUCAGUUAAUUGUUUUCGGAAAGAAAUGGUCUGGAGGUAGCGGUUAAGCGUUUGAGGGAGGGACAGUCUUGUCUUUAAUUUUGAGAUAUUUGCCAUAAUAUGGAUGAUGGUGAUAAUUUGUUUCUUGAGACUAAAUUCGUGUAGUAGGAUUAAAAUCAUCCUGCGGUACUUUCUUUAAUUUUGUUUUGUGUGUUGCAUUUUGAGGUUUUCACCGUUGCAGGAAAAGACUCGGUAAUAAAAUACUUGCUCCAAUAUUUUGGAUUUAUAGGUCA
Messenger RNA from Helianthus annuus (common sunflower), 1541 nucleotides. RefSeq names its product ADP,ATP carrier protein 1, mitochondrial. The coding region runs from base 177 to 1316 and encodes 379 amino acids. Gene Ontology annotation, cellular component: mitochondrial inner membrane. The record is from RefSeq and is a predicted model, not a curated record. Lineage: Eukaryota; Viridiplantae; Streptophyta; Magnoliopsida; Asterales; Asteraceae. The transcript has 4 exons. Gene Ontology annotation, biological process: mitochondrial ATP transmembrane transport; mitochondrial ADP transmembrane transport. Gene Ontology annotation, molecular function: ATP:ADP antiporter activity.